This is a messenger RNA of Cynara cardunculus var. scolymus (artichoke), 1215 nucleotides long. RefSeq names its product lysine histidine transporter 2-like. Lineage: Eukaryota; Viridiplantae; Streptophyta; Magnoliopsida; Asterales; Asteraceae. The coding region runs from base 16 to 1215 and encodes 399 amino acids. The record is from RefSeq and is a predicted model, not a curated record. Gene Ontology annotation, cellular component: plasma membrane. The transcript is spliced from 7 exons.
CACAAUGUCACCGCCAUGGUCGGAGCUGGUGUUCUCGGCCUUCCAUACGCCAUGUCUGAACUCGGAUGGGGUCCUGGGAUUACAGUAAUGAUUCUAUCAUGGGUGAUUACACUCUACACCUUAUGGCAAAUGGUGGAGAUGCAUGAAUGUGUUCCAGGGAAACGAUUCGAUCGUUACCAUGAACUCGGUCAGGAAGCCUUCGGCAAGAAGCUCGGACUCUGGGUGGUGGUUCCACAGCAACUCACCGUCGAAGUCGGUGUCAACAUCGUUUACAUGGUCACCGGCGGCAAAUCCCUUAAGAAAGCCGUCGACACUUUAUCCCCUCACGGCGGUCCACCCAUCAAAACCACCUAUUACAUCAUGAUGUUCGCCGCCGUCCAAUUCUUCCUCUCCCACCUCCCCAACUUCAACUCCAUCACCGGCAUCUCCUUUCUUGCCGCCGUUAUGUCAUUCAGUUAUUCUACAGUAGCUUGGAUGGCUUCUGUGCAAAAAGGGGUUCAACCUGAUAUCAAGUACACUCCAAGGGCUUCAACAACCAUAGGACAAACGUUCGGGUUCUUGAGUGCGUUAGGUGAUGUCGCCUUUGCGUUUGCUGGCCAUAACGUCGUGUUGGAGAUCCAAGCAACGAUCCCUUCAACACCCGAAAGCCCUUCCAAGAAACCCAUGUGGAGAGGGGUUGUUUUCGCGUAUAUCGUGGUGGCGUUGUGUUAUUUCCCUGUCGCGAUGAUCGGGUACUGGACUUUUGGGGAUUCUGUUGAAGAUAAUAUUAUGAUUUCACUCGAACGCCCUGCAAUUCUUAUUGCGAUUGCAAACAUGUUUGUGGUUAUUCAUGUCAUCGGAAGCUAUCAGGUUUUUGCGAUGCCGGUAUUUGAUAUGGUGGAGUAUUUUCUGGUGGGAAAGAUGAAAUUCAAACCGACUAAAUUCCUUCGAUUCGUGGCGAGAACGUCUUACGUUGCCUUGACAAUGUUCCUUGCUAUUACCUUCCCAUUUUUUGGAGGGCUUUUGAGUUUCUUUGGAGGCUUUGCUUUUGCUCCCACUACAUACUUUCUUCCUUGUAUCAUGUGGCUAGCCAUAAAGAAACCCAAGAAGUUUGGUCUUUCUUGGUUCAUAAAUUGGAUGUGUAUAAUCAUUGGGGUGUUGUUGAUGUGUUUAGCUCCAAUUGGUGCAAUGCGACAAAUCAUAUUGCAAGCCAAGGACUACAGAUUUUACUCUUAG